Zeugodacus cucurbitae (melon fly) is the source of this 2731-nucleotide messenger RNA. RefSeq lists its product as uncharacterized. The coding region runs from base 135 to 2702 and encodes 855 amino acids. The transcript has 8 exons. Lineage: Eukaryota; Metazoa; Arthropoda; Insecta; Diptera; Tephritidae. The record is from RefSeq and is a predicted model, not a curated record.
AAUUUGUACAAUUCAUAACCGUACUUUCAACUUAUUUUUCACCACAAAUGAAAUGUAAGCAAUUGUUUUCCUUGAUAUAAAAUGAUCGAAAUGUACUCAGAAAUUAUCAGUACAAAAAGAACUAUUCGGGUGUAAUGCAUGUGAUAGAUAAAAAGGCUUACCAAACCGCAAUGAAUCCAAAAACAAAUCUUAAUGUCGAAAACGAUUCUGGCAAACAACCUGAAUGGUUAGAAGCAGUAACUUUUGAAAAUGCCGCCCGCACGUAUGUUGGAGAAAAUUUUAGCAAAAUUGUCAACGCUCGAUCUGAGAGUAACUCGAGUAGUAACGCUAACUAUUCCUCUUUGUUGCUCCGUCUCCACCUGGAUGUAGAACUUGCAGAUGGCAGUUUAAAAACAAUUACCUUCGUCCUUAAAACUCCACAUAGCAACGAAAUGAUGUCAAGGGUAAUAGAUCUAUUGAAACUCUUCCCGAAGGAGGAAAAAACAUAUCACAGUAUUAUACCGAAGUUCGAAGCGCUGUACAGGCAAGUGGGCAGUGAUAUUAAAUUUGCCCCCAACGCGUAUCAAUUCGACCGCGACAUAGGUGUCGAUUAUGUUUUACUGGAGGAUCUACGUCCAAGAGGUUACAGAAAUGCUAACCGAAUCAAAGGCUUAGACUUGGAACACACCAAGCAUGUGCUCCAGAAACUUGCCGAAUUCCAUGCGGCAUCCGCAUGUUACGUGGAACACUUCGGAAUGUUACCCGAGGAAUUCACUGUUGGAGUUUAUUCAAAGAAUAAUGCAGAACUACUAAAGCAGUUUAAUUCAUCUAGCGCAUUUUUAACGCAAUUAAAAAAGUGGAAAAAUUGUCAAAGCUACUAUGAAAAGUUGGCUGACAGUGACAGCUACUUGGUAGACAGUCUGCUGCGGGACCAGGCUUAUAAUCCCAGUGAAUUUAAUGUACUCAACCAUGGCGAUUGCUGGGUGAAUAACAUUCUAUUUAAGUAUAAUGCGUUUGGAAAAAUUACGGACACUCGCUUUAUUGACUUUCAAGUAGGCAAAUACGGCUCGCCAGCUAACGAUCUAUACUAUUUCAUACUAUCUUCCACCGCCGCAGACAUCAAAGUAUCACAUUUUGAUUAUUUAGUUCGCUACUAUUUCGAUAACCUGGUCGAGAAUUUGAAGGUUCUUCAAUAUCACAGGCCUUUACCGAAACUUCGGGGACUCCAUGCAGCAUUGCUGAAACAUGGACUAACAGCCUAUUUAGUGGUCUCUAAAGUAUUGCCCGUCGUAUUGCUGGAAAGUAGUGAUAAUGAAAGCAACAAAAACGGAAUGUAUACUAAUCCAAAAUAUGUUGAGUCCGUAUCGGAGAUUUUACCAUGGUUGGAUAAUCGCGGAUUGUUGGACUGGAAGCAUCAAGUCAACAUGACACCAAAUACCACAUCGGCACCAGACGUGAACCCCAACGAGAACCUUCAUAUACCGAAUUGGGUCAAUCAGGAUUACUUCUUACCAAUUAUCAAAAAUGAUGUGGAGGAUUUCCGUAAAAUAAUUAGUUUCAAGUCUUACGCUGCUACUGCGCCCGGAGAGAAUUACUGUUCGGUCAUGUUACGGGUCAUAAUAGAGUUAGAAUUGAAAGAUUCUAACUCCAUGCAAAUAAGUUAUAUUUUGAAGACAAUGUUGGACAACAGCAACUCCGGUUCCGUAAUUGCAAAUAAUAUGAAUAUGUUCCCCAAAGAGAAACAUAUGUAUUCGAUCAUUCUCCCGAAAUUCAUGAAGCUAUUUAAAGAAGCGAAUGUCGAUGUUCGCUUCGGACCCACUUGUAAGUACAGUGAGGAAACACCUGAGCGUAUUACCUUGGUUUUGGAAGACCUCAAAAGAGCAAACUAUGUAAAUUGCGAUCGGCUAAAAGGUUUGAAUAUGGAGCAUAUGACUCGAGUGUUGCAAAAGUUGGCCGAAAUGCAUGCAGCUUCAGCAUGUAAUUUCGAAGCGGAAGGAUCUUACGGGGAAUUAUACAAGAAUACAUUUUUUACGGAAACUAACCGUCGCAUUUAUUUACAUUUACAAAGAGCUAGAGAUCCCGUAUUAAGAAAUGCGAUGCGAGAGUGGCCGCUCGAUGAUAUCGAAGAUUAUAUUGCUAUCCUUCCGGAAGGUGAACAGAUUUUUAAUGCGGGCUUACGUCUAAACGAUGCCGAUCCUAAUGAAUUCAAUGUCUUAAACCAUGGUGAUUUAUGGACAAAUAACAUAAUGUUUAGAUAUGAGCUCGACGAAAUCCAAGAUGUCCUCUUUAUUGAUUUUCAACUCGGUAAAUGGGGUACACCUGCAAUGGACCUUUGGUAUUUGAUUAUCACUUCAGCAGCAAUAGACAUCAAAGUAAGGGAGUUUGAUCAAUUUAUUUAUAUUUAUCAGAAACAAUUGGCAAAGAGUUUGAAAAUAUUAAACUACGCAAAGCCGAUACCCAGCUUGAAAUAUUUGCAAAUGCAAUUGUUGAAAUAUGGUUCUUGGGGAUUCAACACAGCUAAGUCUGUUUUGUGUGGCAUUCUAUUACCAACGGACAAGGAUGCCAGUUUUGAGAACUUUAUGAAGCCCGGUCCAGAGGGAGAUGCACUUAGGCAUAAAUCGGUCAGCAAUAAAUAUUACUCAAGUGCUAUGUGUGUAAUUUUACCAUUCUUAAGGCAUAAGGGCUUGCUUGAUUUCCAAAAUGCGUCAGCAAUGAAUUUAUAAAGUUCUGAUUAAUAAAUUUAGUUAGCUAA